CUAUCGCAUUCUUGACUGUUGUAGGCAGGCAGCUUUUGAAUAGGUAAGAUGGCGGCUGCGGCAGUGGUUGAGUUUCAGAGAGCUCAGUCUCUUAUUAGCACGGAUCGUAACGCCUCUAUUGAUAUUCUACAUUCUAUUGUGAGGAGAAAUAUCCAGGACAGUGAUGAAGAAUCCGUUCGGGUUAAAGAACAGAGCAUCCUGGAGCUGGGGUCACUCCUGGCCAAAACAGGACAGGCUGCAGAGUUGGGGGGUCUGCUGAAGUUUGUGCGGCCGUUCCUCAUCUCCAUCAGUAAGGCCAAGGCGGCCCGGCUUGUCCGCUCCCUGCUGGACCUCUUCCUGGACAUGGAGGCAGCCACAGGCCAGGAGGUGGAUCUGUGUCUGGAAUGCAUUGAGUGGGCCAAGGUGGAGAAGAGGACCUUCCUCAGGCAGGCUCUGGAGGCCCGCCUGAUUUCACUCUAUUUUGACACCAAAAGAUACCAGGAGGCCUUGGCGCUUGGCACCCAGCUGCUCCAUGAGCUGAAGAAGAUGGACGACAAGGCGCUGCUGGUGGAGGUGCAGCUGCAGGAGAGCAAGACGUACCACGCGCUUAGCAACCUGCCCAAGGCCCGCGCCGCCCUCACAUCCGCCCGCACUACGGCCAACGGAAUCUACUGUCCCCCCAAGCUGCAGGCCGCCCUGGACAUGAUGUCAGGGAUCGUCCAUGCGGCUUCGGAGAAGGACUGGAAGACUGCCUACUCCUACUUCUUUGAGGCCUUCGAAGGCUACGACUCCAUCGACCACCCUAAAGCCAUCACCGGUCUCAAAUACAUGUUGCUCUGCAAGAUCAUGCUUAGCCUACCAGAAGAGGUGCAGUCCCUGAUUAGCGGAAAACUGGCCCUGCGGCAUGCGGGCCGACAGACGGAUGCACUGAAAUGCGUUGCACAAGCCAGCAAGAACAGAUCAUUAGCCGACUUUGAAAAGGCCCUUACGGAAUACAAAGCAGAGUUGAGGGACGACCCCAUCAUCAGAACCCACCUGGCCACGCUGUAUGACAACCUGCUGGAAGGGAACCUUAUCCGUGUCAUCGAACCCUUCUCCAGAGUACAGAUUGAACACAUAUCAGGUCUCAUCAAACUUUCAAAGGCGGAUGUCGAGAGGAAAUUGUCACAGAUGAUCCUGGACAAGAAGUUUCAUGGGAUCCUGGACCAAGGCGAGGGUGUCUUGAUCAUAUUUGACGAGCCACCUGUGGACAAGACUUAUGGCGCGGCCCUGGAAACUAUUCAGAACAUGAGCAAAGUUGUGGACUCGCUUUACAACAAAGCGAAGAAGCUAACAUAGAACAAAUGGCGAGACCACAGCAGCACAGUGGCGGAUGUGUGUGUGACCAGCGUGUGUAACAUUUUAAGAAAGGGACAAGGGAGAGUGACAAAACAACAAGUCCCACAACAAACUGCAACAAAAACAGGAUUCCCGGUUCCCCCUCAUGAAAGUUCCCCCUCAAUGGACAAUUUCAUAAUCUCUUCUCCUUUUUUCUUUUCUUUUAGGAUUCUGUUAAAAUCUCAUCGGCCACAGCAGGCCAUCAGGGAAUAUUGUACAACCACAAAAUAUUAAGAAAGAUUAAAUACACUUUUAUCUCCUGUAGAAUAAAGAUUGGGCUUAUAAAGCCUCCAGCUGACUCUGUUACCACCCACAAAGGUGCAAUAUCGACCACAAGCAAGCGCCACCAAUCACGCUUCUUUUACAUGCAGGGACAAGGCUUUUGGUCAAGGCGGUCCCCCCCCCCCCUCUGUUCAUAUCUUUCGAAAGCACAUGGUUUUUAGCUAGUUAGAGGUAGGUUAGAAAAUAUUGGGAUAUCCCGGCAGUUACAUUUGGUCAAAGAGCUCCCUCUAGCUCUUGCUGUUCUCAUCAUAUCCAUGCCAACAGUCAGUCCAAUUCCCCUACAUGACAUUUCAAAUGGUUGUCAACCUCACUUCAUUCGGAUUGCAUUUGUUUUGUAACUAAAAUAAAUUGCCUGACACUAUUUGUCCCCUUCUUAAGUACAUAGAGCAGAAUGGAUGCCAUUUCACAAUGCCAGUGGCCCCUUUUCGGCCCUCUGCUUUGCCUCAACGUUUGGCUGCAACAUAAUUUAGGGGUAUAGAAAUGUGAGAUUUAUUGUUUUGCCUCUGAGCGUCUGUGUGAACCGAAGUGAACGAUUAUCCAUUGUUAUUGCCUAGCCCUAGUGUGGUAUGCUAGUAACCAAACAAUUGUUUCGUUUCAUUUGUCAUUUUCAAAAAUAAAUAUUUUGUAUUUUUAA
Molecule: messenger RNA, 2272 nt
Organism: Oncorhynchus gorbuscha (pink salmon)
Lineage: Eukaryota; Metazoa; Chordata; Actinopteri; Salmoniformes; Salmonidae
Product: 26S proteasome non-ATPase regulatory subunit 11B-like
Exons: 13
Coding region: 49-1317 (422 amino acids)
Biological process (GO): ubiquitin-dependent protein catabolic process
Cellular component (GO): proteasome regulatory particle, lid subcomplex
Molecular function (GO): structural molecule activity; protein binding
Source: RefSeq, a predicted model, not a curated record